UUUAGGGUGAGCAGCCUCUGAUGGUAGCCGAGGAAGAAAGCGGAUACGUCACAUGAUGGAGAGGCGCAACCAGCCAGCAGUAGCUGCUUCCCCACUAAUCACAAAACAUUAACCAGCUACUACACAGGCUAACUUGGACAGCCAUCUGCCUUUCAUCCUCCUUCCGAAUUAAAACGCCGAGAAGAGGAGACGCAGAGUUCAUAGGCGGUGCAAAACGGAGAACAAGAUCACCGUCACACGCGGUUAUCGUAGCCCCUUGUUGCAUCCAGCUGGCACCGUCAUUUGGAAAAGCGGCGAAGCCCACGGUUGGGAACUAUACCUUGGCUAGCAGCGGGCUAGCCAGCUUGCUAGCUGCUAACUUUGCUAACGGUAGUUAGCUAGCUAGCGAGCUGUAAUAAGUUACGUCAUGGAGGAGCUGGUUCUGGAGGUGAGAGGGACAAGUGGAGCCUUUUAUAAGGCUUUUGUGAAGGACGUCCAUGAGGGAUCAGUCACUGUAGCAUUUGAAAACAAUUGGCAGCCGGAACGUCAGAUCCCGUUUCAGGAUGUGCGCUUCCCUCCUCCGACAGGCUUCAGCAAAGAGAUAAAUGAGAGCGAUGAAGUCGAGGUAUACUCCAGGGCGAAUGACAAAGAGCCAUGUGGAUGGUGGCUGGCCAAGGUUCGCAUGGUCAAAGGAGAGUUUUAUGUGAUAGAGUACGCUGCAUGCGACGCCACGUUGAACGAGAUCGUAACGCUGGAGCGGUUACGGCCGGUCAACCCUAAUAAACCAGCCACUAAAAACACCUUCGUUAAGAUCAGGCUGGAUGUCCCAGAAGAUCUGCGACAGAUGUGCUCCAAGGAGUCGGCACACAAAGACUUUAAGAAGGCCGUCGGGGCGUUCAGUGUCACCUUCGACUCGGAGAAAAAGCAGCUGGUCAUCUUGUCAGUGAAUGAGGUCACAACAAAGCGGGCCAACAUGAUGAGCGACAUGCACUUCAGGAGCCUCCGCACCAAACUGUCGCUCAUGAUGCGGAACGAGGAGGCCAGCAGGCAGCUGGAGAGCUCCAGACAGCUGGCGUCUCGGUUUCAUGAACAGUUUGCGGUUCGGGAUGAUUUAAUGGGUCUGGCCAUCGGGACUCACGGGGCCAACAUUCAGCAAGCGCGUAAAGUUCCUGGAGUCACCAACAUUGACCUGGAUGAAGAGACGUGCACCUUCCACAUAUACGGGGAGGACCAGGAUGCUGUCCGAAUAGCCAGGAGUUACCUGGAGUUUUCUGAAGAUAUCAUCAAAGUUCCCCGAAACCUAGUUGGAAAGGUGAUCGGCAAGAACGGCAAACUGAUCCAGGAAGUGGUUGAUAAAUCUGGUGUGGUGAGGGUUCGAAUUGAGCCUGAGAACGACAAAAAGCCCUCGGCAGCGGCGGCGGCAGCAGCAGAUGAGGGAAUGGUUCCUUUUGUGUUUGUGGGGACCAAGGAAAGUAUUUCCAAUGCGACGGUGCUCCUGGACUAUCACCUCAAUUACCUAAAGGAGGUGGAUCAGUUGCGCCUGGAGCGCCUUCAGAUUGACGAGCAGCUGAGACAGAUAGGAGGUGGAGGUGGAGGGGGGGGGACAGGUCCCCGAAACCCCAAAGAUAAAUCCUAUGUGUUCGAUAACGGUAUGGGGAUGGGAAUGGGAAUGGGCAGAGGAGCAGGAGGAGGAGGAAAGCCCUAUGCAGGAGGAAGAGGUGGUCGAGGCCGGAGAGGGGGAGGGGCGGCGUUCACCUCAGGUACCAACUCAGAGGCGUCCAAUGCUUCAGAGACAGAGUCAGACCACAGAGAAGAGCUCAGCGACUGGUCCCUCGCCCCCACCGAGGAGCUGAUGACAGGAGGCGGGUCUCUGCCCAGACGGACAGACGGGAGAAAACGAGCUGGGGGUGGAGGUCUGAGGGGACGUGGAGGGAGAGGGAGAGGAGGGGGAGGAUAUAAAGGUGAUGACAUGCAGUGGGGCGAGCCAAGACUUCGUCAUGUAAGAGAGUCUAAGCCAAGAGGCCAGGAAGAUUCGCUACAGAUUCGUGUGGAUGGAAACAAUGAGCGUAGCGUCCAGCAUUCGUCAGGUGGGCGAGGAGGUGGGCCUUCCUCGUCCCAGAGCGGCAUCGGAGGGGAAGGCCAGUCCCGCCAUCAUCAUCAGAGACCCAUGAGAGAUCGAGUGAUGAAGAAGGACAAACAGGACGCUCCUGCACUGGUGAACGGAGUGUCGUAGAUCCACCGAUGGAGGACCUUCUCUCACACACACUCAAAUACACACACAUACACACACACACACACACACAGGCAACUUCUCAUACACCAUCUUACAAUCUCUGGCGUUUUUCUUUUUUCCUGUCUUUGUCACACACAAGAGGACACACAUUUCCAUCAGCAUGGAAAUAUUCAGUGAAGUCUUAAACCAGAGGUUGUCUGCUUUGCUCCUGCCUGGUGUUGUCUCCUGUUCUUUGGAAUGAAGAAACUGGACGGUUUUUGGACUAGAGGAAAAGAAGGUUUUGACAAAAGCUCCUCUGUCACAGAAGCAUUAGCUGGAGAAAAGCUUCCACUUGACUAUCAAAAUCACAAAAAUGUUUUUCUCCCGCUCCAUUCAGACGCUCGCAGGAAGAAACAGAAAUGUAAACAAAUGAAGACAACGAGAGAGAUCUGUAGAAAUAAUUUCAGCCAUUUAUCUACAUACACUUUAAAUAUUUAUACUGAUGAUCACAGUCUAAGCUGUGUUCAGUGUAUUCCCACCAGUGUAGAAACAUGUUUUAUUGGUCUAAAACUCCAAAAUCCAACAUUUUAAAGUCUGCUGCAACACGAGACCAGAUUUAUAAAGAUUACUCUUUCAACAAAGUAGCAAAUCUGAGAUUUUUAAGUGUCACCUCAAAUAACCUGUACAUGGGAGAUGUGUUGUAGUGGGGAAAAUGUUUGCAGAUGGCACUUUACUUUUGUUUUGUACCUUUUCACACUGAAAUACAAAUAGGAAUGCACUCCUAAAGCGAAGCUCUACGUGAUGCUGUUAUUUAAAAGGCCUGUGUUUCAUUUGAUGCCUAAAUAUUGUAAACUGUCAAACCCAUUCUGAAACAUACAGACAUGAAUCUGAGGCCCUUUGGUGUGAAUCAUCUGUUUAAAAGCAAACUAAGACACAGCAGGAGCUUCCAGAAGUCUGGCUGUACUACAUCAAUAUCAACUGUCAUUUUGUUAAAUAAAUGCUCCACGUCUCUUGUGAGCAGAUCACUAAUAUGAGAAAAAAGGUAAAACCACGGACUCAUGGCUCCGGCCUGUAAAACAGAAUAUUCAAACAGGGAUGAUACUCUGAUAUGGCGUCAUCGCAGCACACCUGCACUGGUUUUGGCUAUACUGCACUGAUUCACAGUGGUACUAAAGAGCUGUUAGGUGAAGGCUCUAACCUGCAUUUACUUUGGGUCUUGCCUCCAUUUACUUAGAUUAAACAAGUCAAUUUAAGUGGAGGGCAAGUAAAAUAGUUCAAACAGGAAUGUUCUCCUGUUUAACUUAUGAAUUCAUCAAGUCUAUUCAUUUCUAAAUGUUUCUGUCUAACUGUAGAUGAAAUAUCAGUUGCUUUGGUUGAGGUUUUACAUCUGGUUGACCAGCAUAUUUGUGAUCUAUCCAUUUCCUAUUUACCUUUUCUUAAAAAUCACAUUUUGGCUGCAUCUUGUAUAUGAAGAUGCAAACAGCUAUGAGAAAGUCAGUGAAGCGGUCAUUAUGUGCCUGUGAUUUUCAUAAACUGUGAGAGCUUCUUGUUCAGUCAGUAUGAGGCUUCCUUUUUGUUUGUGCUUUGGGUUUACGUUCCUCCUUGUCUGUACAUUUAUCUCAUUUUAAGGAAAGAGUCAUCAGCAUAAUGACAUGUAAUGGAGAUUCUGUGAUUCCUCAUGGGAGAAAUGGCUGUUUAAAAAUUAAAGAAGUCCACUAGAGUUUUUCACAUGAUGAAGGUCAAAACAAUGUGACAGCUUUGAACUGUUUUCAUGAUGCAUUUUAAUGUUGUAUUCGCUGAUUUUUGAGAAUGAUUAGCAUGAAAGAGGUCAGUACAGUUUAGCUGGCGAGAAAGCCUUAAAGAUUAAUUUACUGUCAUUUUUUUCUAUUAAAGUCCCUAAUUCAAACUGGCUGUAAUAAUGGACAUGGGCUGAUAUAGUUAUAGGUGUUUUUGGUUUCAUGGUUUAAGAAAAAAAUGAUUAGAAGUUAAAUUAUCAGCAUCUUGGAAAGCACAGAAAUGUUCUUAAUCUGUGAAUCCAUAGGCUUUUUCUCAUUUAACACAACCCUCUGCUUUCCUGUGAUUCUCAUUGAAGAAUAUGGUGGCAUUUUUCAAGUCACCUAACUGUAGACUUGGUAAAGUUUCAUAAGAAAGAAAGUUUAGGCAUAACUAAUACUGAAGCCAGGAGACAGUAAGUGGCUCUAAUGAAACCUUUGAAUAAGGAAAGCUGCACAUCGCACGUUUCUCACCUUUUUGGCCUACUUAACAAAUCUUCCUAGAAGCAGAAGUUCUUUUGUCAGAAAUCUUAAAAAGAAACUUAAUUUUUAAGGAAAGUCAACAUUUUUGGGCUCCAAGGCAAGUGUCCCUGAUACCUAAAUGCAUAGGGGAAAACUUAAGUCCAUUUCGUGACACGUGCCUUCGAUUGCGGCUUGCAUCACAACCUAGACAUAAAUCAGGGAUCGAGGAUUUCUCAGUAGUCCUGGUGUCUCGAUGUUCAACAAGAACUCACUUGUGCGUUUCUCUGCCUUCUGCUCUCUAAGCUUCGGCUAAAGUCUGACAGCAGGGCAUCAUGAGUCUGGUGGUUUCAGAACAUCAGGAGGUAGCGUCUGUAACCACCUGACCUGAAGGUGUAUCGUAGUGCAGUUGACAGACUGACGCCUGUAGCUCAUGACCCAGUCCAGAGGAUCUGUGAAAUUCUGUGCUGGUUUUGAGUGGCUGCUUAUGCAACGCACAUGCACCCUUUUAAAGUUUCAUUUCUGGGUGUAAAGUAGUAAGUGAACUUACUCCUAACGCCACUUUAAAACCUGAUAAAUGAACCGAAGAGGUGGCUGAGGUUAAGCCAGGUCUUCACACGUGGUUUAUGUAGUUUUUUUUUUUUUAAAUCUUGCAUUGCAUGAACAUUUUUCAUCUGGACUUAAUACGUUUAGUAGAGUUUGACAUAAUUUUUAAAAUAGGUGUCAUGAGCUGAAAGCGUACACCUUAGAGCCAUUGGCACGUAGAACUUAUACAACGCUUUAGGAUAUGGUGACAUGAGUAAUGAAUCAUGAAACAGGUUCUGUUUUUCCAAGUCUUUUUUUCCCAUUUAAAAUAGGUAUAAUGUAUGUCAGUUUCUCCUUCGCUAAUGUUAUGACUUGGUUUUCAGUUGUUUACACCGCUACCACCUUGCAUUUAGUUUCUCCAAUAAGGAUUCAAAGCAGUGCAUCGACCAAUGGGUCCAGUGCAAGUAACAUCUGUAUUGUCAGUACAGCAUCUACGGUAUGUUUAAAGAAAAAUAGCUCUAAACUAGCAUGGAGGGCGGCAUACUGUAUAUAAUGAUGUCAUUAUUUGUUGGGGAAAAGAUUUGUACAAUCUUUUCAAAUGCGCUCUCAUGCCGUUUCCUCUUUUUGUUUUCUUUUGUUUAAUAUCAAGCUAAAUGCUAGAGCGCUUCAGAAUAAACUCGAGGCUGUGCAGAGAAGGAGGACCCUCCCCAGUAGGAUUGGGUUAACUACGGUUGAUAUGAACAGUUUGGCAGUGUUAAUUUGCAUUUGGCAGGAUGAAACUACCCAAAACUGAAUAAAAUACUGAACCCCCUCAGGGAAUUUGACCAAAUGAGUGAGGGAAACUGUCCUUUUAUGAAAGUCACUGAUAAAUAAUGACAGUAUUAAAACAAAAUGUCAAGAUUUCAUGAAUAUUUAGAUUCUCUAUUUCUCUACUAUUGUAACGAGAAAAAUGUUCGGGGCACUUACCUAUAUACAGGUUGGUGAGUUUUUUAGGUUGUGAUCAUUUGGCCUCUUCGCCAUUUCAUACCUUAAUAGUUUUGUGCGUCUUGGCACCUGAAGUUUUUGCUUUGGGGUUCGGUCACCGAAGGACAUUUCAUGCUGGCUAUCCCGCCGUUCAUGCUUGCUUUAACAACAUUUAAACUAACAAUAGUAUUUAAAGUACCUUUUUAUAGUCAUCUACUAGUCUACAGUAAGGAAAUGUAUUGUUAUCACUCCAGGAAAUGUCUACAAGCCAAAUGUGACUCAGGGUUGUUUUGGUUUAAUUAGGGGUCCAGAUCUGUCCGGUUAUUUAAGAGACAACUGGCCCAAAUUGGAGUCGAUCAAAAUUAGGGAACGGAUACAAUGAUAACUCCUCUGAAAAUAAAACAUUGAAGUCCCUUAAAUAUCUCAGCAUUUUAUGAAUAUAGUUCAUGAAAAUGAUAAACAUGCCAUGGUUUUAGUACACGGGUACAGAAUAGAAAAAGGUUACACAAUGGCAACACCUGAGUAUGAAAUGGGGUACGACUUGGCGAAGGGGCGAAUUGAUGUGGAACCGGAGCUCAUCACUCAGUCUGUUUCAUGGUCUCUGCUGGAGCUUUUUCUCUUUCUAUAGUUGGAACCAUUUGGCUGUAAUGACCCUGGUUCUAUCAUGUUGUGUUUUUGUUAUCAAAAACUCAAAAGAGUUUUGUGUUUUGAAAUGUGUUUGGAGUAUUUGUUUAUUAAGGAAACAAAGUUAAAGAUAUAUGCCAGUGGUUUCUAACUAAGGUGUAGCUGAUUCCAGAGCGCCAGCAGCUGCUAUGAGGAUAGUUAGCUUAGCUUAAUCUGUCAUAAAAGUUAACAAACUGGGUUUGAAAGUGUAAAAACAGGCAGGAAAACACCAUAUUUUUAGCUUUGUUCUAACCGAACCCUUUUGUUCUAAGCUAAAAAUGACUCCAGAUACUUGGACUUUCUUGCUCUGAGUGUACUGAUAAAAAACAAAUAGCCAGUCUAUUUUUGUCAUCUACAAAUACCCUAGAUAUCUUUUUAAAACAUUUUUAGUACUGCUAGGCAGACUUAUGUCCCACAGGAUAGAUAGUACACCUUGAUCUUGUACUUGUUGGGUUUUUUUUUUUUUUUUUUGGAAAGUGUUCUAAAUGUUUUGGAGACCUUCACUUUAGCUCUUGCCACACAGACUGGAGGAAAUUCUCGCCACCUCUGGUUGGGUGUUGGUGUUUUAUCGGACCUCCAGGUUCAGGGUGGAUGUAUUUUCACCCGCUGGAGACUAGAUUAGUGCUGGGGAGGAAAAGCUGAAAAAUAUUUCAGUGUUUAGGUCGGAUUAUUAUGGAGAUCACUAACAAACUGUACCGUUGAACAAGACCAAUGUAUGUAAAUACUUUAAAACACUAACGUGAAAGACGACUGUUGCAUGCAGACCAGUUGAGGUCACUGAGGAACUGUUGCUUAGGAAACAUUUUACUGACUGGUGGUGACAUUGUUUUGCAGCUCUGCUGUUAACUACUAAGCUGACAUUUAAACAACUCAUCUGAGAUCAGUACAGCUCAUUCCAUGGCAUGAAGCUCAUCUCUGUGUACUAACUAUCAAGACCUUCACCUUAUGCCACGAUGCAUGGACAGCAUUGGUUGCAGCCAGUCACAUGGCUCUUGAACCCUUUUAGGAUCUCAAAUAACUGAACCAGUUAAAAUGGAAAGUCGGCUGCCAAAUGGCUCCAUGUGCAGCGUUUAAGACAUAUUGGUGCAGCGUUUUCUGCACAUUUUACAUGGGAUCCCAUGAAUAUGAAUCCUAAUAAAACUGUUUAAACCAUAAUAAUGUAUUUUUUAAGGAGCAAAGCUUUCAAAACUUGCAAAUCACUGUAAACCCACUUGUGUUUCACCUAGAAAUGUGUUUUUGUAAGCUAGUGGAACUGAAGGUUGGGUCUAGAAGCCUGCCUUUAACAUUUAGACCUUUUUAAUUGGAAAAUGGAAAUAGAGUUAUAUCUGUUUGGAUGGAUGUACUUUAUAGGCAUGAUUGCAGGUGCACGUCACGAGUGCCGUCCUGACUAUAGAUCAGAACUGUUAAUGCGCUGACCUGAUUUGGAAGGUUUGGAAUCUUUCAUCUGAAGUCACGACAGAGUGGUGUCUUACCAAAUGCAGUCCAAAGAUCCUGCUUUGUUCUGGCUUUUCACUUCACACAAACCUGACAUCUAUGUCAGACGGUUAAAGAUACCUGACCGGUUGUGAAGCCCCACUGCAGUUCGUUUUGGGCUAACACAAGAAGGUGAAUCAAAAUAGUAUAUUUCAUUGUCAGCUCAGAUGCCAGACAGCAGGUAUUUGUAGAAGGUAACAUCAAUGAAUACUAGGUGUUCACAUUAUGGGCUUUUCAACUAUAGACUGCCAGAAAGUGACGACUUGCAGAGCAUCUGUAGAUACUUAAACCAGGGUAAUUCAAAAAGCUGUAAAACCUUGUGUGCACUUUUUGGGCAUUUUAAUCUUUGUUUUCUCUUUUGUACAUACUACCUGCAUUUAAGAUGUUUGGGUGGACAUGUCUGGUUAUAGUGCAAUAUAUUUUGUAUGCAAGCAGUUUCAAUAAAUAAAGUUUGACCUUC
Girardinichthys multiradiatus is the source of this 8506-nucleotide messenger RNA. RefSeq names its product FMRP translational regulator 1 (gene fmr1). Gene Ontology annotation, molecular function: protein homodimerization activity; translation regulator activity; mRNA 3'-UTR binding. The record is from RefSeq and is a predicted model, not a curated record. Lineage: Eukaryota; Metazoa; Chordata; Actinopteri; Cyprinodontiformes; Goodeidae. Gene Ontology annotation, cellular component: neuronal cell body; dendritic filopodium; nucleus. Bases 407 to 2212 code for a protein of 601 amino acids. Gene Ontology annotation, biological process: regulation of modification of synaptic structure; central nervous system development; regulation of dendrite morphogenesis. The transcript is spliced from 15 exons.